GUGAAAUCAACGGGAGUCCUGCAUCGCUUUCCUCACCGCGACAACAGUGCAGCCCAAACAGCUACCACUCUAUCAUGAUAUCUCGCAUUAGAGUUGCCCGACUGUGCUCUGCUUGUCGAUAUGAUCUCCAAAAUGUCUUUGAGACGGCCUUCUCCAAUUCGGCGCCUGCGCUAACAACACUCUCUCGUCCACGUCAACGACUGAAGUCUCCACGCCCGUCAAUCAGGCCUUACACGCAGGCUGCAUCUAGACUGACCCAGCAGUCCGCAUUCGAACCUAAUGAUUCCGCCGAAGCCCCUCUCACGAACGACCACAUUUCUUCAGGUCUCUAUGCUCGAUUGGAAAGAUUAAUUGAGCUUGAACGGCGGGUCGACGAAGCCGAACGCAGAUUCUAUGAUCAGCAUAUCGAUGCUGGCGAAGACGAGACUGAUGUCAAUGAGGCCGAGACUGACGAUCAGGGCUAUCCUCACCCCCUGACAACCCAAAGAGCACGCGACCUCCUUGUCCAAAGGGCACAAGGUUUAGUUGCCACCCUCCGAACCUCGGGUGCAUCGCCAGAAGCCAUUGCCAGAGAGGCGAGACAGAUCUUCGGAGAAACAUUACCGUCAGAUGUUCUGGAUGAGCAAGAGACCAAGAUAUACACAAGAUUCUAUGGCGAGCCGGUCCUUGAGCCGUUCGGGGAUGAGGAGGAGGAUGCGGGUUACGUCGAUUCCGUGCUUGAGCCUGGUACGAUGAGGUUGUUCGAUGAGAAUGGACAGCCCGUUGAACUUGAUGACGUGGAAGAAGCAGAGCUCACGUUAGACGACGAGGGGUCGGAAGUUGCAGAUGCUGAAGAGGUUUCUGUUGCUCCUGGUCCUAAGCUCAACUUCGCCACAGACCAACUCCCCCCAACCUUGAUGGUGUCGCAUCUGCAGAGACUGGAGGAAAUUGCACGGAACCUUGAUGGAGAGGUCGUAGAAGAGGACUCUGCGGCUCAAGAGGAAGAGCUACAAGAGGCCCAUGCAAAAUUACACCCUUUUACUCGGUUGGGCAAGUUCGCCAGUAGCCCUGGUAACGUCUUGCUUCCUCGGGAACGGUUUGUUACCCUGGUUGAGGAGAUCAUGACCAGAUACUCGAAUAAACACCUCAAAGAGAUUUGCGAGAAAACGUUUGGUGGGCCUGGGUUACCGGAUUCCCCUCUUACACCACGGUCGGGUCGUUCGAGGGAACAGGUCCCCAUCCCGCUUGCGGCUGCAGACCACAAUAUGGGGGAGAUGGAGGCCAAUGCCUUUAUCACUACAGUGAUGCCUCCAACGUAUGCCUCAAUCAUGUCGGUCCUGGUUGAGACACGCAAGCGGCUCGGACCAACGUGGCUCAACAAUUUACUAGCAAAGGAAGGCGGGCCCCGAGUGCUGGACGCUGGUGCUGGAGGGGCAGGGAUACUGGCGUGGCGUGAACUUAUUCAAGCCCACUGGAGUACCCUUCAUUCAUCAGACCAGGAACCACCCGCUCCCCCGGCCACAAAAUCUGUGGUCCUGACUGGUUCGCACACGCUCAGGCAUCGAGCUGCGGAGCUACUCGACAAUACAACGUUCAUUCCUCGGCUGCCCGAUUAUGCCCACCUGCGCGAGGGCACUACUCUGGAAGAUGACCGUCCUGACGUCCAACGGAAGCAGUUCGACGUGAUUAUUGCCCCCCACAUGUUAUUUGGGCUGAAGGAAGAAUUCAUGCGAAGAGAAAUGGUGCAGAAUCUGUGGUCGAUGCUAAGUUCAGACGGCGGCAUCCUCAUCAUCAUCGAAAAGGGCAUCCCACGCGGAUUUGAAGCCGUGGCCGCUGCACGUGACCUCCUAUUACACAAGUACAUUGCUAUUCCCGAAGGACGCACAACACACUACAGUAACGCACAAGAUGAUUCUUCGACUUCAGGCAGAAAGCCUGGUAUGAUUGUGGCUCCUUGUACCAAUCAUGAGCAGUGCCCAAUGUACCUUGUUCCUGGAAAGUCUCACGGUCGAAAAGACUGGUGUGCUUUUCAACAACGGUACACGCGGCCUUCAUAUCUGCAGCGCGUUUUGGGGGCUCGAGAUCGAAAUCACGACGAUGUAGACUUUUCAUACAUCUCGGUCAUGAAAGGGGAUGAUCUACGGAACAGGAAGAUUCAAGCAUGGGAAGGACUUGAAGACGCUCUGGCAGCUCCGUCCAUUCCAGGCGCUCAAGGGGAGGGGGUCCAGGGUCAAGCAUGGAUGCGUCAAGCUCAAAUUGGAUUCGAAGAAGUCGAGCCCAAAACGACGUUGGAAGAUUUCAAUUCCAUGGAUGCGAACCGCGGCGCGUUGGACAGCAUGCCCGCUCCGUGGAAUCUUCCACGCUUGAUCAUGCCGGCUUUGAAGCGCAAACAACACAUCAUCAUGGACGUAUGUACGCCGCAUGGCCGAAUUGAGCGAUGGACUGUGCCUAAGUCGUUCGGGAAGCAGGCAUACCACGACGCUCGUAAGAUCCAAUGGGGCGACUUAUGGGCUCUUGGUGCAAAGACGCGCAUUGAUCGAGGCGUCAAGGUCGGACGACCAGACAGCAAAGAGGGAAACAAGGCAAGACGGCAAGAGAGCUUGCGGGAAAAUUCAGCAUCGCUGCAGGAGGAAUUGGACGAAGAUGAGAUCAAGGAGAUGUUGGAGGCCGCUGGAGAGGAGCCAGAUUUGGAAGAUAUCGUGGAUGGUGGCGAGAUACGGAAACGCCAAGAUCCGACAGAAGCGAGAAGUCGAAAACGAGAGGCCUUGAGAUUGAAGAAAGAGCAUCGAAGUGGAGGAAAAGGUGCAAAGGCGGAAUUGAAGUCAAGCAAAGGCGCUGGCGGGAUCUUUGAGACGUUCAGUUUUGGAAUGGACGAAUCUCAGGCUAGGGAAAUUGAUCCGACGAUUGGCCGGAGAGUUGUGGAAGCAAAGGCCAAUGGUCCUCCUCGCGGAGGCCGGGCACGACAAGAGGUGGUCAAGCCAGGUGGACGGCGGCCAGGUCUUUUGGACGAGAUUGAUGCUCUGAGUCGAGAACAGCUGGAUUUGCUUCAAGACUGGGGUGCAGAUCUUGUUGCCGAAGACCCAACCAAGAUUAGAGGGGGUCGACCACCAGGACGACUGGUGAACAAGUUUGGCGGAGGAUCAAAGUUGCGACGACGAAGGGGUGACAGCGGUGAUUCUCGAAAGUGACGACGAUGUACAACACAAUAUUCAACCUUGUAGAAUUGAUGCAGGAAGCCUUGGCUGAGGAUAUAUGUUCUCUUAGUGACCAUGUACUAUUAGUGCCGGUGUGCCAAUACC
This is a messenger RNA of Exophiala mesophila, 3278 nucleotides long. RefSeq lists its product as uncharacterized. Gene Ontology annotation, molecular function: structural constituent of ribosome; methyltransferase activity. Gene Ontology annotation, biological process: translation. NCBI's taxonomy places the organism in Eukaryota, Fungi, Ascomycota, Eurotiomycetes, Chaetothyriales, Herpotrichiellaceae. The record is from RefSeq and is a predicted model, not a curated record. Gene Ontology annotation, cellular component: mitochondrial small ribosomal subunit. The transcript has a single exon. The coding region runs from base 75 to 3167 and encodes 1030 amino acids.